Molecule: messenger RNA, 1994 nt
Organism: Ceraceosorus bombacis
Lineage: Eukaryota; Fungi; Basidiomycota; Exobasidiomycetes; Ceraceosorales; Ceraceosoraceae
Source: the annotation of a GenBank genome assembly
AUGCCAGCAUCCGCAUCUGCUAGCUCUUCGAGGAAGCCUUUGGGCUCCUCCUCCUCCAAAAUGUCAAGCGGAGAGAUCAAGCUGUACAAGACCGUCAUGUCGAAUCCUGACCAUGUGAGUGGGUCCAAAACGAGUGCCUCGCACUCAAUUUGCGCCACAGUGUUCCGCUGCCAAGACCUCAGUAAAGAGGGCGACUCAGCAUCGAGGAUGGCAGAUACUGGGGUCCUCCGUUCGCAGCCGGAGCUACCCCUUACAAUCUGCCAAAAAGCUUGCCAUGCUGACCAAACCCUUACAACCCUUACGCCUCCACAGACGAUGGGCGAUGAUCAGCUGGAACAGUCUGUCACGCUUCCUUUGGACCAGCUAAUGGAAGCGAUCAAUGGCUUGCUGCGCAAAAGUCUUCUGACCAUCUCCAACGUCAAAGGCAAGCAGACUUAUACGGCCAUUUCUCGCAGUGAAGCCAGUCUCAUCGGAUCCUUGGAUACGGACGAGACGAUCAUCUAUCAGCACAUCAAGGAAGGCGGCGAUCGAGGUAUCUGGACAAAGUCCCUCAAAGCCAGGUCAAACCUGCAUCAGACUGUAAUGACGCGCGUCUUGAAAAAUCUGGAGCAGAGGCAGUUGGUCAAGGUAGUCAAGGAUGUCAAGGCAAGUUGGAGGAUGUGUUGGAGCGCGCUGCGACGGAGCUGACCGAAUCCUACCUUUCCUAUUCUAGACACCCACGCGCAAGAUUUAUAUGCUAGCCAACCUCACGCCUGCAGCGGACAUGAGUGGAGGACCUUGGUACACUGACAACGAGCUUGAUACUGUCUUCAUUGAGCAGCUUUGUGGAGCUCUGCAUCGACACAUCGCACAGGUCGUGAGUGAACUCGGUGAGCUCGCUGUCCUGUUCAGCAUUGACCGCAUGUGCCCAACAGACAUGGCCUCAAGUGGAUAAUAGUACAGCCCCUUUGGGACCUCUUCAUCCUGCAUCGCAUUCGCGCUCACUACCGACUGCAUCGAGCUGUUUGAGGUGGCUCAAGGCGCGUAAAGUCACCGAUAUCGAGCUGGAUGUGGAACAUGUCAACACAUUGCUGCAGGUACUCGUCUACGACGACAAGAUUGAAAAGAUCCCUUCGACCGGUUUCCCCAGCUUUUCAAGCUCCAAUCAGCGUAGAAAGGAUCCCAACGCGGAGUGGCAGGACGGUGAGGUGUCUGGCCAAGAGACUGCUAGCGAGAGCGAAGACGACGUCAGGAGCGACAGAAGCGGAAGCAGCAGGAGCCGCAGCAGAAGCAGUAGUGAGAGCAGUGCAAGUGGGAGCUCGAGCACUGCGUCCGACUCAGACAGUGGGAGCGAUUCGAGGUCCUCAAGAGCUACCUCGCGCUCUCGAAGUCGCAGCGUGUCAACCCGUAGCGAUAGCGGCAGUGAAGGAGGACCUCGACGCAAACGAAGCUCUUCGAGACGCAGCAGCUCCGGGAAAUCAUCUUCCAAAAGCAAGAAAAGGAAGCGAAAGGAGCACAAAAGCUCCUCCAGGAAGCGCCAUCGCGAUGACAGUCGCAGUCGGAAUCGGCCCCGAUCGAAGUCUGACUCCCACUCGAAUAAAGACCGGUCUCGAUCCAAGUCAAAAUCAGGCUCACACAAGAGUUCCCGGAAGAAAGAGAGUGAGAGUAAAUCAAGCAAAGAUAGAAGAGAGCGAUCGAGCACCUCCAAGCCUGCUUCUGCCGUCAGGAAUGCCGCUGUAGCAGCCAUACCUGUGAACUCGGACGAGGAAUUCGAAGAAGAAUUCAACGUGGGCGGUGAGCUCUGGGUGUACAGAGCCAUCAAACCGUUCAGUGUGCACGUCGCCUGGACCGAGACUCCAUGCGGACAUUGUCCCGUAUUCGACUUUUGCGAACCCAAAGGUCCCGUCAAUGCGGAAGGGUGCAUUUACAUGGACGAAUGGAUAUACCGGGCUGGGCAGAAGGAAGAGGACGAAGAUGGAGAAGACGAUCCUAUGGAUGCGAAGGACGCUGCAUAA